GGGCUGCUAUUGAAGUUCCAGAACAGAGAUGUUUAUAACUCUUUAUAAGCUAUUCAAACUUUGUGAAUACUCUAAAGCUUGAUAUGCCUUCCCUGUGCAUAGCAGUGCUGAGCCCUUUGAUGGCAUCAAACAACCAUCACAUGAUAUGUGAUUUCCCUAAAUGGCGACCUCACGGUCACCCCCACAGGUGACUGGCCAUCAUUAACUGCGACGUUACGACGUGCGACACCACAAAUGAGAUUUUCAAAACCCCGACACCAGUGUUAUUCCUAACAUGAACUGGACAGGAGGCCGGCUUCGCCGUCAUUCCCAAAUCAAUUCCAAAACGCGGAAACAGACCUUUGGGAGUACAAGCGCAGCUAGCAAAGGCCACGGUCCCCGUCAGAUUACUCUUCUCAACAGUUUUGCCAAAAGGCAGGACGUGGAGAAGCUAAAACGCAGUACGGAAAAUUCAGAGAAUAGGACGGAGGAACGUCUACCUCAAACUUCGUCGAAUACUAGCACGAACGCAAAUUCGAAGCCACCCAAUCGUUUAGAACGGAUAAAGCGCCAGUUGCUCGAAACAGCUGACUGGGCUGCUGUGGGCGUGGCACGUCCCAUUCAAGUUGUCUUUAUGCCUGAGGAGGAGCCUGAGAGAUUCGGCAAGCGACGAAGACUUACGAGAGACGACCACGAACGGUUGAAUAAAUCUACAACGAUGCCCGGCAGGCCUCUUAGACGGGUUGAUGAAGCAAACGCCUUGUCCGACGGCAGCGAUGAUAUCAUGCUCGGUGCCGGCUCUUAUCCAAUGAGCCUACCGAGUUUGACUGAGGCUAACACAACUUCAUACUAUCCACCCAUAGAUGCCCGCAGAGGAUCUUCCCAACCAAUGCUUUUAGAAGAUGAACCCCUCGACGUGGACAACGGCGUUGGCAUGCAGAGCUCUCUCCCAAGCACAAAUGGUGUAGCGAGAGGAGCGAGAAACGAAAGUUCGCUGUUCAGGUCUUCCAGCGGUCUCCAGCGCCAUGGUGAUAGAGUGAUGAUGACGAACCACGUUCGAAUGAACGGCGAACCACACUUAUCCGUGAGCCAAUGGCUUGAGCAGGGGUACACCAUGGAGGCAUCGCAGUCUAACAGAGGUAGCUCUAUCGUCCCUGAACCUGCGUCAACAGUCCGCAGACGAUUUACGAUCGACGACCAAAUACGCGAUGCGCAAGCGCUCGUUGACAGACAGGGAAGGCUUCCGGCUAGCUCCCCAUCUAGAUUUGCCCAACCUUUGGGUCAGGGUCAAAUUGCGCUUGAACGACCCGUAAGGAUGUUUCCUCGGGGACCUCCCAUGGGAAUACCGGCAACAAUAUUCCAGCGAGCGCCUCAAACUAAUGGAGACCUGGACGACCUUACCCAACUUUCUGCACCAGGGCAAACCUUUCAGCAGAUUUCGCAGUUUCCACCAUCGAGCCCUAGCCCACGACCAAUGAGCAGCCAGCAGCCUGGUGCAGUUGUCAGGGCGUUAAUGUCCAGACAAGGAAGACCUGAACGCCCUGUACUCGGCAACGCGAACGUGUCCUUGAACGGGGGUAUGGACGGGAAUAUGAACGGGGAAGCCAGCUCGGGUGAGCAAUCAGAUGGGGAUACUGCAAAUGACGAAUGUACUUUUAACGUAGUCAGGGCUGGUGUUUGUACCCCACUAGUCAUGUGACUGAAACCACGUGAUUCGCUUCCGCAUUUUCUUCCACAAAAUCUUCUUUCUCAUGCGAAACAACUUCUUUCUUCAUCAACAUUGAUGGUCGACGGCGACAGGGCUCAACGCCAGCUGGCCCAGUCGAAAAAAGUCGGAAGGUCAAUGCUGUCGAGGCUGAAGCUAUCUUGCUCGUAAUUGGUCUUGUCUUGACACAGGUGUUGGCCACGCUUCGUUCAACAGGCUGAAUGUCGGACGGAUGAAAGCCGGCAGGGUGCUUGACGCGCCUCAUUUUUUUUUUUCU
Messenger RNA from Aspergillus versicolor CBS 583.65, 1961 nucleotides. RefSeq lists its product as uncharacterized. The transcript is spliced from 3 exons. The record is from RefSeq and is a predicted model, not a curated record. The coding region runs from base 275 to 1678 and encodes 467 amino acids. NCBI's taxonomy places the organism in Eukaryota, Fungi, Ascomycota, Eurotiomycetes, Eurotiales, Aspergillaceae.